AUGGCUUUUCUCCUGGCGGAAGUCAGCCUGCAGGCGCUGGGCAUGGCCGCCGCCGCUGCGCAUCGGUGUGAAGAAACGUUGUACGCGGGUUUGGUUCGCGUCGUGCGUCACGACUGGCUUCCAUCACGGGUGUUUGAUCGACUCGGUCACCGAGCCCCACGCCGCUGCGUUUCCACCAAGGAAGAGAUGCUCGUCCGGGUCAAAGCGGCCUCGGUCACCAAGAUUGUGAUGCUCAACCAUACCUACGACGAUGUGCAAGCAUUUACCGCUCGGGUGCCGUCCAUCUCGAUGAGCAGCCUGAUCUGGACCACGCGUGAUGUGGCGCUCGCAACCUUGGAAGAGACGCGGCGUCUUCCCUACACCAAGCGUUGGAUCCAGGACUGUGAUGAUAACAUCUGCGCUCUCAUCCGCGACAGCCGCCGUCCCUUGAUCAUCAUCACGCACAACGAGGCCACGCACUACUUUGAUCAGGCUGUUGACGCGGUUCGCUUCUUGCGCCAUGCCAUGGGCCGCAACCACUACGUCAUUGUUUGUAGCCACCGCGGCGUGCAGGAGGAAAAGUCGGUUCGCACUCUGUUACGCUUGACGGGCCUGACAGAUCCCGCCGACCAGGACAUUAUUUGGAACACGGUCCAACCCGUGAGCAACAGCACCACCCUGACGGGACUUUACGUGGCCGAUCUCUCCGACAAUACCCUGCUCCGCGUGGGUCACACCUUUCAUCGUGGUGCCACGUGGACCAUCGUCCUUCAGCCCAAUCUGGAGGACGCCAACGUCCUCCUUCCUCGUAUCUACCGGCAGAGCCCCUCCACGGGCACUUUUUUCUUCUUCGCCGGCCCCAGCAACGCACGCCACGGUGCCCCACUCUUGGGGGGCCAGUGCUUCACCGUCACUGACUUUAUGUGUUUGCUGGAGAACCAGCGCCGUCGCAGCCUCCCCGAUAUCAUCAUUGUCUUGGCCACGGGCAAUGCUAUGCGCCAAGCGCGUGCCGUGGAGGCCUCACUCGGCAACGGCCGCGACCCUCGCUGGCUCAUCCGUCAAAACUUGCUGAAUAUCCUGGGCAAAAAGCACCCGUUUGCCAUGUCCUGGUCGACCACGCUUUGUGGUGAUGACAGCUCCUUUGACCGCAAAAUCUCGGAUGGCCGCCCUCCCAAGAUGGCCCACCUGGCGGUACCGGCCCCCUCGGAGGCCGAGCAUGCCGAGCGCACGACCAUGAGCCUGGCCGUGCUCUUUCGUCGCUUCCCACGUGCCGGCUGGCAUUGCAACUGGCAACGUCCACCCGUUCGCUUUUCCUCGGACCGCAUCGGCACCUCACGCGGCGUUCGCGAACUCGUCAAGGCCGACAAUGCCCGCCAGCGUCUUCCCCUGAUCCUCUGGCCCAUGGGUGUAGCCCCAGGUAAUAAUGUGGCCACCAUUGGUGUCGCUCUUGAUAGUUAUGACCGCGAUGCACAGGAACGAGCCCGCACACCCAGUGAUUAG
This is a messenger RNA of Monosiga brevicollis MX1, 1479 nucleotides long. RefSeq lists its product as uncharacterized. Lineage: Eukaryota; Choanoflagellata; Craspedida; Salpingoecidae. The coding region runs from base 1 to 1479 and encodes 492 amino acids. The record is from RefSeq and is a predicted model, not a curated record. The transcript is spliced from 2 exons.